AUGAAGCCCCAUCACAUCCUCCUCUUCGCCGCGCCCCUGAGCCGCCUUGCCGCCGCCGCCGACGACGGCAACGCCCAGGUCCGCGUCUACACCGACGACACUCGCACCUACACCUACUACGGCUGCUACAAUGAAACCACCCUCACCCCAGGCUCCGCCGGCACGCGCGCCCUCGCCGACGGCACCAGCCUCGUCCAGGCCAACGCCAUGACCGUCCCUGCCUGCCUCAAGUUCUGUCACGACGGUGAUACCAAGUACCGCUACGCCGGCGUCGAAUGGUCCCGAGAGUGCUGGUGCGCGCAAAACAUUGCGGGCAUCGCGCAGAAGCUCGACGACGGCGAGUGCAACUUUCCCUGCGCGGGGAACAAGACGCAAGCAUGCGGAGGGCAGCUCAAGCUCAACGUGUACCGCAUAUCGGCGGCGGCGUCGCGCAAUUGGGCUGGCCAAGGCGUCGGUGCGGCCCUGGCGGCGCUGACGAGCAUGUACAUGGUGGUGCUCUUCUGA
Messenger RNA from Beauveria bassiana ARSEF 2860, 504 nucleotides. Its product is annotated as WSC domain-containing protein. NCBI's taxonomy places the organism in Eukaryota, Fungi, Ascomycota, Sordariomycetes, Hypocreales, Cordycipitaceae. The transcript has 2 exons. Gene Ontology annotation, cellular component: plasma membrane. Bases 1 to 504 code for a protein of 167 amino acids. The record is from RefSeq and is a predicted model, not a curated record.